CCAUUUGCAAUCCUCCAUGUUUGAAUGGAGGGAAUUGCUCUCUAAUAAGAAAGUGUGAAUGUCCGAGUACCUAUCGUGGACCUGACUGCAAUACACCUGUUUGCUAUCCACAAUGUCAAAACGGUGGUACAUGCAUUUACCCCGACACGUGUUCAUGCAGGAAGGCUUAUACAGGAAAGCAUUGCGAAACACCCGAAUGUUCUUACCAUUCCCCUUGUUUUCCUGGGACAUGCAAUGAUUCUGUAAAGUGUCAGUGCUACGAAGGGUUUUCUGGUCAGAAUGGAUUACAUCGCUGCAAAACAAUGACUUCAAGAAGAAGCCCAACAAUUACUCGAUGUACUUCUAUUCUUGCCAAUAUUGAAAGAACUGGACUGAAGAGAGAACUCUAUCGCUUUAUAACGGAUUCAUCCGAACCAAACACUACUAGAGUAGAUACAAUGUGGCUCAAUCAAAAGGAUUACAAUUACAUCAACGUGGUUUUUUCAGCAUUCUAUAAUGAACCAGAAAACCUGGCAGUUCCAAAUUAUAUUACAAACUUUAAGUUUGGAAUCGUUGCCGGAAAAAUACAAAUAACCCUACAAAAAGAGGGCAGGAAUGAUCCAAACCAACCUUUUCUGAGCAAGGAUCGCAAAACUGAUUGCAAAAACCAACCAAACUCUCUCAAUCCAAAUGAAGAUACUUUUGAGUGUAACUUCACAGCUGAAAACUUUGACAGACUUCUGGAAAACGGCGAUAAUUUAACAAUAACAGUUAUAGCGGAAAAUGGAGGAUAUCGAGAAAUAAUAGGACCAACUAUAGAUGAUCGUUAUAAGGACAAAUUCAGCGGGCAAAAUUCUACGAAAUCUACAAUGUUUCGUUUUGACUUUGAGAAGCCCCGUCAUUGUCCUCAAAGAGACCCAUGUGAGGCAACAGCAUUGGAUGUAAGGGAAGAUAUAACCAAGUCUCCAAUAAUGCUUUCUUGGAACAAAUGGUUCGAUGAUCUCUCAGGUAUGCGAGAAUACAAACUGCAGGUUUAUUUACUAAAACCGAAUACAACAUACCUUACUGAAUCUAAUCCGUGGAACCCAUUUCAAGAGAUAUCCUUCAAUGCAACAAAGUCAAGUUAUACAUAUCCGUACACGCCCAAACAGCCUGGGAUGUAUUCCUUUAUUUUAAACGUAAUAGACAAUGCCAACAAUACACAGUACGCUCGCACCUUGGUAUUGUAUGACCCAUCAUCAAACAUCACACUGUCGAGUUCACCAUUCAUUGCAACAAGUGCAGAAGAAGAAACGAACUUCAAAUGGCAAAAUAGUCUUACAAAUGGCAUUACGAUGUCAUGGAAAGGACACUUUGAAAACAAAUUCCACGAUAAAAAUAAACUUUUGAAUCAAGUUGCACAAUAUCAAAAUUUUGACCACCUGACAAAAUAUGAAAAAAAAGUUCCACAAGAACUUGACGAUAUCACAGGGGAAAGAACAUUGCGCAGAAUACCAAACAUUCAUGGUAUUGUGAAGUUUGAAUAUUCUUUUAGAAAUGGAAAUCAAGGUAACUCAGCACCUGAUUUUUGGAAUACAGUACAUGACAAUAUUUCCGAAAGUCAAACAUUCUCUACCGAAAGAAAAGAUGGAGACGCAAUUUAUUUCUGGGUAAAAGCAACUGACGUCAUGGGGAAUAUAAAAGUCGACUUAGCAAAAAUAUAUUUUGAUUCAAGUCCACCAGAGAAAAUAAAAGAUUCAGAUGUUAAAUUUAUUCCCAACUUAAAAACCGCUACGUAUGAUUUUUCAAGUAGAUUGCAGAUCGACACAUUUGAUAGAGAGAGUGGUAUUCAUAAAAUUCAUUUUGAAUUACUAGCAAACAGCAGCAACCAAAUAUUCCAUGAAAGUGACAUCCCAGGAAAUAAAACUGAUAUGCAUGUACGUAGAGAAGGAUACAAGCUACCAAUGGGAGAUUACUAUUAUUAUAGUCACUCUAUUGACAUAAACAAUUGCUGGAUGGUUGUGUCAAAGGAAAAAUUCAACAAAGAGUUUGUUUUCGUGAAUAUAACUGUGUAUAACAACGCAAUGGAAACUAUUCAGUAUAAAAAAGUGGUAAUAGACAUAGCUUCACUUGACGGUAUGGAUGAGUAUACUGGUCCCCUGAAUUUGACUGUGAUAGCAACGUAUGACAACAGCGUUCGUCUGAAAUGGACCGUUUCCCCAACUUGUUAUGAAAGAUCGAAGAUUAUCCUUCAAUACCGUUCAUCCAGUGGUCAAACAGAGACCCGAUUUAUUGACAAGGAUGCAAACUGGGUGGAUCUGACAGGGCUGAAACCGGAAACAAAUUAUACAUUAUCUUUUAUUACAGAGUACGGAAAUGAAAGAAGUGAUCCCGUAUUUCUCCAUUUCAAAACAAUCAAAUCACCACUAGCUCUCAGUGUUUCUGCCAUAGCUGGAAUGGCAGCAGGGUUUUUUAUACUUGUUGUCAUAAUUGUUGUGAUGGUUGUCCUUUGGCGACUUGGACGUCUGUCAGUUGUACGAGAAGACAUUCGGCGCCGUGCUACUUCAGUUCGAAAGAGUUUUGCUAAUCGAUUUUCAGGUAAUCCUGGCUAUGAUAUAGAUGACAUUUAUAUCUACGGCCAAAUGGAAUUAAGUAAUACCGAAAGUUGGAUUUUACCGAGUUCCGAUAUUGUGCUAGACGUCUUGUUAACGAGUGGAAGAUUUGCAGACAUAUAUAAGGCCAGAUACCGAGAAAAAAAUAACAAAGCUAAACAAAUAGUGGUCGCAAAGACUCUGAAAAGUGGAUAUACUGAGGAAAACAUGCUGAUGAUGAGAGCAAAGAUGAAUUUUUUCGGAAAAGAAGUCGGGGAACACCCAAACAUCAUUCACUUCAUUGGUGCUGUCAUUGAUAAUGAUACAUUUGGACCAUACAUGGUUUUUGAGUACUGUACAAAAGGUCAGCUUCGAGAUUGGUUAUUACAACAAAAGAAUGUGGCAGAGGAUAUUAUCGAACAGCUAUAUCGAAUUGUUUAUGGAAUCUCGAAGGGAAUGGCCUAUCUCGAGACAAAAAAGCUAGUGCACAGGAGACUUGCAGCACGAAAUGUUCUACUGAAUGAUGACAUAGAACCCAAAAUCUAUGGAUUUGGACCAGAACCGCAACAACAACAAAAUAACGAGGAGGAUGGAGGUGGUACAUGUGACGAAAAGGAGCGAAUCCCUGUGAAAUGGACAGCACCAGAAUGUUUUACUUCAAUGAAAAAAGCCAGUACAAAAAGUGACGUGUGGUCUUUUGGGGUUGUUUUAUGGGAAGUAUUUGCUUUGGGUGAAACUCCUUAUCCUGGAAUACGAGGUAGAGAUGUUCAAACCCAGGUCAAUAAUGGUCAUAGGAUGGAUAGACCAGAGUUUGCUAAUAAUUUCUACUAUGGAAUUAUGAAGAGAUGCUGGAACACGAAACCAAGAAGAGGGCCAAGUUUUAAAGAAAUAUCAACAGAUAUUGGAAAGACCUUCAAUGUGGCUCCCUCUGACGAGCACUACUAUUACUGUGAAAAAUGAAAUCAUUCAUGAAAUUAAUUAUCUAGACUGCGUUAUAUUUCUGAUUCAGGAUAGUUUUGUUCUAGUGAAAACUUACAGUGCAUUUCACUUAUUACAGACUUACUGUAAAACUAUAAAAUUCAUUUUAUAUGUAUGAAAAAUUAAAUGUCUACUUUGCGUUAUAUUACUGAUUCAGGUUAAUUUUGUUUACUGAAAAAUUACAGUGCAUUUUUACAAAUUUCAGACUUGAUGUAAAAGUAUAACAUCCAUUUUUUAAAGAAAUAUAUAUAUUUGCUAAUUGUCUAUUUAACGUCUGUUAUUUAAAGUAAAUUGUAAUGAUUAGCAUUUAACUUUCAUUAAAUUGCAUGCAUGAGAUACCGUAGUCUUUUUUGAUUUUAGCCUACCUAAGUUACUAAAGUGAGCCUAUCCGAUCAGUAUCUGUCUGUCGCCCGUCUAUCACAUACGGUGUAUCAUUUACUUUCACAUUUCCGAAGAGAAUCACCGGAGGAAUUCGAUAAAACGAUCCGAAAUUCUUUUAAUUAUUUUCAAAAAAAUGGUUAUCAUCUAUUAUGUGUAUGCCAUUGCGAUAAAGCGAUUCAAUUAGCCACCUCGAUUGUUAAACACGUCAAACUUGUACACAUAAACACGGUAAGAUUAAUUGCAUACAGUGUACAUUCUCACGCUAAUCAUUGAAUAAUCGCACUAAACAAAGGGUUUACAUUGGUAUUUAUAGCUUAUCUUAAAUAUGUAAGUAAUAUUUUGUGUAAUAAUAUGCAUUUAUAACUGUGAAAAGUAUACUUGAUAUGUUUUUCACAACACAUAAAUUAUGUCAUUUUUACCAAAUUAAGGUCAUGUGGACAAGUUUGUUAAGAUCAGUGAUUUGUUUAAAACCUGUUUUCAGAGAUUUAACUAGCAACUAUUUUUAAU
Molecule: messenger RNA, 4415 nt
Organism: Saccostrea cuccullata (small rock oyster)
Lineage: Eukaryota; Metazoa; Mollusca; Bivalvia; Ostreida; Ostreidae
Exons: 19
Biological process (GO): positive regulation of kinase activity; cell surface receptor protein tyrosine kinase signaling pathway; protein phosphorylation
Cellular component (GO): signaling receptor complex; plasma membrane
Molecular function (GO): protein binding; transmembrane receptor protein tyrosine kinase activity; ATP binding
Source: RefSeq, a predicted model, not a curated record